Messenger RNA from Sphenostylis stenocarpa, 339 nucleotides. Lineage: Eukaryota; Viridiplantae; Streptophyta; Magnoliopsida; Fabales; Fabaceae. The record is from the annotation of a GenBank genome assembly.
GAAAGAGCAAGUGAUGAAGACGGAAAGAAACCUGUGUGGUUGGGGUCAUCGUUGGCGGGGCUGACGUCAAUGUUGAAGCAGAUCAUAACACCUUGCUCGCUUAUGGUGGAGACGACAAACACGACAGAAGUAGCAGGAUCUCACUCAGCGAUGAAGAUGAUGGAAUUGACAAAACAUAACAAGAGCUCCCUUGUGAUUGAAACAAUGGAAGCAAUAACAAAAGUUCACUCACGGACAUGGUUCAAAGACUAUAAUAAUAUCAAACAGAAGUUUGCCUUAUAUACGAUGCCAGAGGGAAAGCAACGCACACAGAGAAAGGGUCCACAAGUUGAAAGGUGA